UGAACCCCAAAUUAUACAUUAAUGCAACUGUUAAUAGAAAUAUUAUGUAACUAAGUGAAAUAACCAAAAAAUAAAAAUUAAUGCGAAAAAUAUUGAAUUGUGUAUAUAGUAUGUUGUUUUCUGAUAUAAAAGCAAAACCCUGUGCAGUUUUUGCAAAGAUCUCUUGAAACUGGAAAAAUAAUGUUGAAAUUAUGCAUUUAAAUGUGAAGCUGAAGAUCUUACUUUAAAUGACCAUCAUAGUGAAAUGAUUGGAAAUUAUUUACGAUUUGCAAAAUUUAGAAGAGGGAAGCAUUUACGAACUGUGGAGCAAACUUUUGAAGACAUUAAACUGUCGAGGUUAAUGGAAGAAACGUAUACAGUUGAAGAAGUAAAAGAAAUGUUAGAUGAAUUAUGUUCAUUGCUAAAAGGUGAUCUUGAGAUAGAAUUGAUGAACACAGCUCAUACAGCAGCACUUCUUCUGUGUCAGAUGUGUGUUCAGUCACAGCAGUGGCAUCUGAAACUUAAUGCUGACAUCUCAGAACUGGAAAAUAGAGACAUGUUGGAAAAAGUAAAUAAGUUUGAAGAAAGAUUUGUGAACAGCAAUUCUCUUGAUAAAUCUUUAACUGGCUCUCCGCUGCGUUUGAAUAAACUACAACCCCUAGCUGAAAAUGUUGGAGCCAAUCAAUUACUUCAAUUGGAAAUUGACCGAUUGAAAGAAGAGAAUAAAAAACUUUGUGAUAAACUGAGAGAAGUGGAAACUCGGACACUUGAAAUACUAGAACAAAAAUCUAUUUUAGCUGAAAAUCUAGCCCAAGUACAAGAAGAAUUGACUGAGUGGAAAGGGAAAAAUACUGAAUGUGUGGAAAAGGAGUUAAAGCAUUUAGAAGAUGAAAUGUUUCAAGUCAAGAAAGAAUUGGAAUCAACUAUGUGUGAGAGUGCCUAUACUCAACAAACUUUGCAAUGUGAUCUAAUGGAAACAAAACAAAGGUUUCUUGAGGUUCAGUCUCAACUGAAAUUAGCAGAAAAGGAAUUAGAGUUGAAAUUUAGUCAGACUGGAGCUUUCCAAAACAUGAAGCAAAUCUUAGCAACUAAAAAUGAACAAAUCAAAGAUUUACGACAACGGCUUCGCAAGUAAGUCUUUACUUUUAUUUUCCUUGUACC
Molecule: messenger RNA, 1140 nt
Organism: Stegodyphus dumicola
Lineage: Eukaryota; Metazoa; Arthropoda; Arachnida; Araneae; Eresidae
Product: leucine zipper transcription factor-like protein 1
Biological process (GO): negative regulation of protein localization to cilium
Cellular component (GO): cytoplasm
Source: RefSeq, a predicted model, not a curated record